This is a messenger RNA of Trichoderma asperellum CBS 433.97, 1314 nucleotides long. RefSeq lists its product as uncharacterized. Gene Ontology annotation, molecular function: sphingosine N-acyltransferase activity. NCBI's taxonomy places the organism in Eukaryota, Fungi, Ascomycota, Sordariomycetes, Hypocreales, Hypocreaceae. Gene Ontology annotation, biological process: ceramide biosynthetic process. Gene Ontology annotation, cellular component: membrane. The record is from RefSeq and is a predicted model, not a curated record.
AUGCAGACCAAUGGCCACAAUGUUGUUCUCGUCCGUCGGGUGAGGCGCAAGGAUGAAGGGCUCUGGAAGCCUCUCGCUCGCUGGUUCGUUGAGCACCAAGUCGGCCUGUCGCUCAACCUGCUCUCUCUUCUUGUCCUUGCCCACGCCUGUAUCCCCAGAGCUAGAAUACACACGAGAAAGUUCUUCCACCUCUCUUAUUUCAAUGAAGCGACUGGCAAGUAUGCCACCGGACAGGAUGAUCUCUGCUUGAUUGCCGCUUUCAUUGUUCUUUUUACUGGUCUCCGAGCUGGCACCAUGGAUUAUAUUCUGGCGCCCUUUGCUAGACUCAAUGGCAUCACCAACCGAAAAGACAUGACCCGGUUUAGCGAACAGGCCUGGCUGCUGAUUUACUACAUGAUCUUUUGGCCUACCGGAGUGUAUCUGUAUGUCAACUCUCCCGCCUGGCUGAACAUGAAAGAGCUAUGGACCGACUGGCCGAAUCGCGAAAUGGGCGGCCUCCUGAAGGUCUAUAUGCUUGCUCAGUGGGCAUUCUGGCUGCAGCAAAUUGUUGUCAUCAACAUUGAGGAUCGCCGCAAGGACCACUGGCAAAUGUUUAGCCACCACCUUAUCACGACGGCCCUGAUUUCGUCUUGCUACUGCUACCACCACACCCGUGUUGGACUGUUCAUCCUGGUCAUCAUGGAUGUGGUGGAUCUCUUCCUUCCUGUCGCCAAAUGUCUGAAAUACUGCGGAUACAAGACGCUAUGCGACUUGACUUUUGUUCUCUUCAUGGUAUCAUGGUUCGUUGCUCGACAUGUCUUUUAUAUCAUGGUGUGCUGGUCCAUCUACGCCGAUACUCCUGUAAUUAUGCCUACUGGAUGCUUUGCUGGACCGAAUGACUCUUUGGUUGGACCUAUGGAAGCCCCUGCCGGCUUUGCUUACCUGAUUGAGCCAUUCUUCAGCUCGACCGGGCGUGUUUGCUACAACGAAACGGUUAAAUGGGCCUUCCUCACGCCUCUCCUCCUCCUCCAGGGCAUUACGAUUUUCUGGUUUACCAUGAUUAUCCGGGUUGCCAUCAAGGUCGUACGCGGAGAUGGUGCGGAAGAUUCUCGAAGUGACGACGAGUAUGAAGAGAACGAAGACGAAGAGGAGCUCAUCUACGAGGAAAUCCAGCCGCUCGAGCAAGAGGUGGGCGUGGAAGACCUGGAUCUGAAGAGCUGGGAGCGACGCAACGGGCUUAAGAAGCAGGCUUCUGCUAGCGGAGUUAGCUUACCGGGACACAGCGAUCGCAAGGAACUCCUUGGCCGUAUUGGCUGUGAGAAACAGGUGGAAUGA